Molecule: messenger RNA, 2361 nt
Organism: Dendronephthya gigantea
Lineage: Eukaryota; Metazoa; Cnidaria; Anthozoa; Malacalcyonacea; Nephtheidae
Product: transcription factor MafG-like
Exons: 2
Coding region: 116-775 (219 amino acids)
Biological process (GO): regulation of transcription by RNA polymerase II
Cellular component (GO): nucleus
Molecular function (GO): RNA polymerase II cis-regulatory region sequence-specific DNA binding; DNA-binding transcription factor activity, RNA polymerase II-specific
Source: RefSeq, a predicted model, not a curated record
AUUAAACACAACGUUUGCGGACAUUCUAGACAAACACUCGUAGCAGAAAUUAGAAGAGUUUUGUGUCGUGUUUUAUUCUAAAAAGAUCUCGCAAAAGACCUAACGCCAAAUAGAGAUGGCUCUCCACGAUUUAGAAGAUUGGGAAACGAUGUUAUUAGAAGAUAUGUUGGUAGAAAAUCCAAACGAGACGGUCAGCACGGUGUUUCAAAGCAAUUCGACUGGGUCGCCAGCACAAGGCAAUGUGGUCGUGCAAGAUGCUAAUUUGGCAUCAGGCUGGUUAAAUACGCCAUCGUUUACUGGAUUUAAUGUAUCUCAGUUGCAGAGCGAACACGCACAGGGGGAAGUAUUCUCCGACACAGAGUCGGUGACGAGUUCCUCCUAUUCUGCGGUACCCUCUCCGGCCGCCGUAUUCGACAACACAGAGCAACAACAACAACGGUUCAGCUUCUACGCGCUUCAGGAUGAGGACUUGAAACAUCUUUCUGUGAAGGACCUGAAUCGGAGGCUUAAGGGAAUGCCAAAAGAAACUGUGAGCUUAAUAAAGAAACGACGUCGCACGUUGAAGAAUCGUGGAUACGCGCAUUCCUGCCGCAUCAAGAGAGUGCUGGAGAAGAACUCGCUUCAGAAUACCAAAGUUGAUCUGGAAGCUGUGAAUCAAAGGCUUCAGGAUGAAUUAAGCAUGAUCAGAAAUGAGCGCGAUCGUUACAAGCAAGCGUACGAGAACCUCAUUCAACUCAUCCAAGCCCAAGGCCAAAAAGUUAAUCAACGACGGUAAGACGAACGGCACUAUUUGUCAGAAUCUAUUUCCUACACAAUAGGAAGAAUUAGCAAGAAUGGGACAGUUCGCCCAAGAAACUAACUUAAAGAAACCAGUUCGUGAUAGAUAAACUCAAAGUACAUAAAUACAGUAAAGUACUGAUAUCUAUUGUAAUAUAUAUUAUGUUAUUCAUGCAGUUACGUUUAUCAGGAUGAAAGUGCGCGCGAGAGUUGUGCUUUAGGUUUCCUCGAUCAGUGAGGUGAUUUUCGUAUUUAGAACUCUGCUGCUAUUUAUCACCACAAAAACAUACGCUUCUUUUUCUGAUAAAAUGCGCAAUCGUGUUUGUUAACUUUGUUUUCAAGUCGUAAAUUUAUAUUCGGCCAAAAUAUAAACCUGUUCAGAUCGAUCGCAAACGGCGCACGUUGCAACACUACUGCAUAUAAACCAGACCUUCAGAAUCAACUGCAUUGGGAAUACUAAACACUAAUACUUUCGUCAGUUCUUGUCAUUUAUUGAUACAUUUUCUUAGUGGUUUCAUAACGUAAAUAUUGCUUUCAAAUUGUUAGCAACCGAUCUAACGGAUUUUGCCAAAUGUCCUAAUAAAUAUCGUAUGUUACAAAUGUGUUCUAACUCUGCAUCCUAACAUGCAAUUGAUGUAACUACACAAACACGAUAUAAACGAUCAUCUAGGUCGAUGCUCACAUACAGUACAAGGGAAAUUCAAUUCAUUCGCUGCCACAAUUGCAGGAAUACACGUUUUUUUCUUGAAGGCGAGCAAAGACCCGCUAUUUUUAUAGAGAAUGUUUAGCCGAGCCGUUUACACUAGCGAGGACAUUUCACAGAACAAAAGCGGAGAUGCUAUUUUCAAAGCAAUCUCCCUUUUGUAAAUUAAUUACUUGUUUAGCGAGAAUUGAACAAAAAAGUCGCAUUUUUAGCAAUUACAUUAAACCGUGACAAUGAAUUGUUGCAAAACGCAUUAACUGCAUGAUCUUAUACGCAAAAUCCAAAAGUACAACUCUCGUGCACCUGUUCCGUUUAUAUGUUGCUGUUUUUAAUUUCAUGAACAAGUUAGAUAUAACUUAAUUUGUUUAUGGAGGGAAGGAGUUUGUAUUUAAGGUCUUCAAAUUCACUACGGUUGAAGGGUAUAAGAAUGAAGAUAUUGUAAAUAAUGAAAAAGAAAUGAUGACAGAGACGUUAUAAAAAGAGAAAAAAAAGAUACAAUGGCAAUGUCAUAUUGCAGACAUGUUUGUUGAGUUGUGUUAAGUAUAGUAUUUUUUUCAAUGGAUUAUAUUGGUCGUAAUAUUGACAUUGUUUAUUCACCUAAAAAGUUGUGUUAUUUUAUAAGUAGAGUUAAUAUAAGGGUGUAGUAAUAAGAAAUAAGCUUUUAUGAAAAGUAUAAAAAAAUAUUGCUAAUUAUCAGCAAAAAACCGAAUUUAUCUUUUGUCGUAUUUACCGACCUAUGUGCAGAUAAAGGUUUCAGAAUAUGUCACACAAAAGUCUUCUCAGAUGAAAGAAACACCUCCUUUCAUUGAUAAGUAGGUGUUCUUGACUAAAGUCCUAAUAUCAUCAAAUUUUUAACAUUUGUAAUAAUUUUUGUGUAGCUU